Tympanuchus pallidicinctus (lesser prairie-chicken) is the source of this 7832-nucleotide messenger RNA. RefSeq names its product BPI fold-containing family B member 4-like. NCBI's taxonomy places the organism in Eukaryota, Metazoa, Chordata, Aves, Galliformes, Phasianidae. The coding region runs from base 5258 to 6640 and encodes 460 amino acids. The record is from RefSeq and is a predicted model, not a curated record. Gene Ontology annotation, molecular function: lipid binding. The transcript has 17 exons.
UCUGCAGUGGGAUUUUACUCCUCCUGUGCUUCGUCCUUGGAAGCAGCUGUUCAUCCAUGUGGGCACCACCAAAAAGUGGUGACGUGAAUGAAUAGCGAUGGGGAAGUGAGGGGUGUUUCUUGCUGGAAAGAGAGAGAGCUUACGAAGGUCUGGGGAAGAGGCAGAAGCAAAGUUUCCUUUGAGUUGAAGGUCUGGUUGCAGCUCUAUCUGUUCUGUUGGAAAAUUCACAGGUAGUGUGUUUGUGUCAGCAGGCAAUAGAAUCUGCUCCCUGUGUGCCCCUGGGAAUGCUCAGCCUGCUUUGGAACCUAAUUAAUGCCUUGGCUUUGGAGAUGCCCUUUGGCAGCAUUUCCCAUAUUUGAACCAUCCAUGUGAAAACACAUUUCCUCCCGCCCCCAAAUCCCUGCUUGAGCCGCUUAUGCUGCAAUCCUGUUUGCUGGAGGUGUUCUGCUGAUGUGAUUUCUUUCCCAGUGCUUUACUUCUGCCUCUGCUUAUCUGCCCACUCCCAUCCGCUGUGCUGGGGGGCACUGGGGUGGGAUGGCCCCAUCCAGAGCAGAGCAUUGCCCCUCGCCUCCCCAUAGUGGUGUAUGGGGGUCUUGGAACCCCUGAGGUUCCCUUGGCUUAGGGCUGAACUGAUUUGCUUCUGCAUUUGUGUAACAAAGGCUGCUGUGUGCCUCCUAUCAUCGCUGCCAGCUGUUGAGCAUCAAUAUUUAUAGGGUUUGUUAUACAGCUUCUUGCAUCUCCAUCGUGGAUAUGGGGAGGGGAAAAAAAAAAAAGCCAAUCAAAUGGUUUGUGCCCACUGCUGCCAUCGUCCAGAAUGUGAAUUUCUCUCCCCAUCUCUAUAUGGGGUUGCCACAAACAGGGGAUUUUGUGCCUGGCUUUGGCUGUAUAGAAUACAUCCAUAAAUCAUACAGGGAGCAGCUGCCGCUCUCCGCCGAGCCAAAAUGCAUCAGAUAUAAAACACUGCUCAGUUCCUCAGUUUGGUGGGGAUAAAGUUGCUGUAGUGGAACGUUGUUACAGGCUGCUGUUAAUUCACCUCAGGGCUGCUUGUAAUAGCACAGCACAAUUCCCCUGUGAGAAGGAGAUGGGUGUUGUGACAUCAGGCAGGGAUGGAAGGGAGGUUUUAGGAAUCAAAGCUUUGUGGAAGGAAUAACUGCAGUUUGUGCUGUGAUACGGGGGGAGUUCCCUGCUUUGUUACUGAUGGAAGCCCUGACAAUUCCAGGCAGUUCUGUCACAAAUCCCACAGCAGCUCGGCACUGAAUGAGGGGCUGAGUGCUGCUGAUGGUGACCAGGAUGGCUGCUGGGUUUGGUUCAUCCUUGUGUGGUUUUCAGCUGUGUGCCAGGCAGGAAUCUUGCUUCUGCCCAGCUCCUGGCUUACAGCUGCUUUCACCCAAGCAAAACAGCUUAGGAAAUCUGUCCUAAAUGUUUGACACUAGACUCAGUGCCUCGCAGAAAUGUCAUUGGCACCGUGUUCAGCAGCGGGCCGUGGUGCUGCUGGUCUGACACAGUGCUGUCCCUUCAGCCUAAAGGGGAGGGAAAGCAAUGGGGAAAGCUGCACUGUUUUCUGAACAAGGAGCCAACGUCUGAUCAGGGCUCUGCUUUUUUUCCUUAGAAAAAGAGGCUUCAGAAUGUCCCAUCUCCUCCUUGCACAGUGGUUGGGCUGAAAAAAGUGAGAGCUGGGUGGGUUUGAAGGCGUUACCACGCUGUGGGAGCACGGAGCUGCCGUGCUGCUGUGUUGUGUGGGGUCCUUCAGUGCCCAAGCCCCUUGUGGGCACUGGGAUGAGCAGUGGGAGGAAACGAAUUACAAUCCCUGUUCUUAUCAGAUCCUGAGCCUGAUGCUCUGCGUCCAGCGCAGUGCUGCUGGUGGCUGCGGUCACAUUAAGCGUGCUCCCUGCAAUAGCCUUCCAUUUCUGCUGGAAAAGAAAGAAGUGUUUGCAGCAAGAGCAGAGCCCAGGGAGAGGAGCUCUCAAACUGUUAGAGCUGACCCUGGUGCAAUGUGUGAGGGCUGCAAAGUGCCAGCAUUCAAUGAGAGUAUUUCUUCCGAGCUGCGCCGCGCCGACUCAGGGAAUCUCAGGGCUGCGUUUCUGUUUCAGUAAUGCUGCAGCAAAUGAGGAGUUGGGUUUUGGAUUCAGACUGCUCCAAGUAAGCCUCCCGAGCUCUCCCCUCCCACACACAGUGCUGCUGGUGGGGCUGCUCAGUUCGGUGCUGUGCUGGUGCUGCUGGUCUCUGUGUCGCACAGCAGCUCCCUGCGGACGGCGGCUGCUUUGAUGCCACUUGAUGUGAAGCACAUGAAAAAAUCCUUCGCUUGGGUUCUAAAGUCUCACUAAAAAAAAUCCAGCCGGGACUUUGAUGUUGAGGAGAUGCCGCUCAAAGUGCCCCAACCCUCUGAAGCCCGCCUGCCUGCCCUUAUCUCAGAGGCAGAGCAGCGAGUGGGCGCCUUGGGCAAUAAAACAGCAGCAGCGGCAAAACUGUGCGCUGAUUACUUAUGGUCUGAGCAUCUGCAGGCAGGAGAGGAAAUCGCCGUGAGGGACCUGUGGUGCCUUGAAGGACCCUGCACUUUGUUGUGGAGGCUGUGAAUGGCUGCUUGAGGACCUUUCGCCGCCGUGCAGCUGAGUGAUGCCCCGUGCUGGGAUGCUGCUGGGUUCAGGGCAGCUGUGCUGGGAUGCAGCAGGACUGCUGGUGGCUGUUGCUGGAGGAUCAGACCGUGCUGCUCUGGCAUUCCCCACGUCUUGCUGCUGCUGUGCGAGUGAGAGAGUGAAAUUGGCCUUGAACCAAUUUGGUUUUAUUAUUUUUUCAGUUUUAUUUUAACUUCUCUCAGCAGUGUGGCAUACCAGGGCCUGGUGUGUGGUUGGCUCCCGUGUGCUAUAUUUGUUUUCCAGGGUGAUGCUCGGUGCUCUGCAAUGUGUCACACACUGCACCAAAUUGCUUUUCACAGUUAAGAGGGAAUUAAACGAUCUCCUUUUUUGUCUAUAUUGCGUUUUUGUGCACAGGAAUCAAUCCAACCCCACUGUGAGUUGGUUUAGGAAUGCUCUCCUAAAAUAAUUUUCUGCACAGCAUUCCCAGCCCAUUCCUGUUUGGUGCUGGCUCUGACGGGGUAAGCAGGACUGUGCCUGAUGGCGCCAGGCUGCAGAAUAGCUUUUGAGUUCACUGCCUGCCCCAUCGAGCAGCACCAGGCCUGGUACAACCCCAUAGGGCUGGAGGGAUGAGCCCGCUGUUCUGCCCGCCGGCCGCCGGUUCGAAUCCCGCCUCGGCACUUUGUGUGGUGAGCACUGGGGCUCCCUUAGAAAUGGGCAUUUAUUUAUAUCACUAGUGGCAGGGCUGUGAUUUACCCCCAGAGGGAUGUCUGCACAAAGCAUGGUGCUAAUUCUGUAUGCUGUGCUGAGGAUGUGUCCAGAGAUGCUGUGUCCUGUCUUCAUUAAAAGCUGAGCGAGAUGGAAGGCUGAAAUCUUUGCUUACAGAAGACAUAUGUGUGUAAUAUAAGGCUGCUGCUAAUUCUUCCUUGAGAUUGAUAGAGAACAUCGAGGACAAAUUCACUCAAUAUCGUGUUUGCUUCUGUAAAUGAAGCUUCCCCGAACCUGAGGCAAGACAGAAACAUGACUUGGUGUCUGUGCUGCUCUCUUUCAGUCAAAUGGAAAUAGCUGUCUUUAUUUAAGAGGUCUCUGUUGGCACUGCGGUGCCGAUGCUUCCUGAGACAAUGCAAUGGACAGAAAUCUAUUUUCCAGGCUGGAAGGAAAGCAGAGAAACAAAACAAAGAAAACACCAACAAAUUGGAAGAAUGAAGAGUGAGGAGGAAUUGAAGUGUCCACAGAGUUCACAGUGCGGGUGACUGGAAGUGAUGGGGGAAAGGCAGCGAAUGCUGCUUGUGUAACACACAGCGCUGGGUCUGAAUGCAGGACUGCUCUGCCUGUGUCCAUGUGCAGCACUUGGUAACAAGUGUUUGUGCUGUGUGCUCUGCUGUGCACCCAGAAGCCAGCACUGCUGUCCCUUGAACUCAUCUUCUCCCUCAGUGCUAUCUGCUCAUCCUUCCUGAGAUUGUUUCUACAUCCUGAGUUCCAUAUGUAGGAAACUGCACAGAGCUGAGCUCAGCCUUCUUGUGACACCUGAAGCAUUGCUGUGAGGGGAGACUGAGAUCCAGGUGAGCGAGAGGAGCAAAGGGUGGGACUGAGCAGCAGAAACCCAUGCAGAGAGGAGGAACACCCGUGCUGGGGCACAAAGCACACUGCCUGCUUGCAGUGUGAGGCACUGGAGCUUGGAUGCUGCCGUCCCAAAGGGCACGAGCUGCGAUGGGAGCACACAACCCUAAGGGCAGCAGCGUGUGUUCCCCUGCCAGCUGCUCCCUGAGAGUGAUGCUAUCAGCUCAGCUUUGUUCUGCUGCGUGCAGCCUCGCUCUGCUGCACAGCACCGAGCAAAGCGCUGAUAGAUAGGAUCUGCCCAGCCCUGCACAAUGGAAAGUGCCACGGCACCCAGCCAGGGCCCAACCUCAGCCCUCCUUUGGGAUCUGCUCCCGCAGCACUGCUGUGUCACACUGAUGCUGCUGGCUUUGUGCAUUUCUGUACAGCUGUGUUUCUCACAGUUGUUCUUUACAGAUGCAUUAGAAAUCCAUCUGAAGGUCAGUCUUAACAAAGCUGAUGCUUAUCAGCUUUCUCCAAGUUGCUUUUUUAAAUUUUUUUUUUUUUUUAAAUAUUUUGGUGAAGAAAAUCAUUUUCCAAAGCUGCAUUUGAAACAUCCAUGAGCACUGUUAAUCCCACAGCUCCUCAGGGUGAGGAGAUCUGGUCCCAUCCCACCCCACAGCCCCAUUAGCCCCCGGUGUGACCUGUGUGCUGCAGCUCCCCCAAAAGAUGGUUUCCUUCCAGCAUGGGGAUCCCACAGGUCACCACUUUGGACACCUUUGUAAGGCAGAGAGGGGAAAAAGCAGUGCCCAGGUGAGUGCCCCAGGAUGGGAAGGGAAGCUGCUGCUGGGAAAGGCAGCAGUGACACGGUGCUGUAUAAAUCAUCAGCCUGGCAGCUGGGUGUUGCUGGCAGAGAUGCAGGAGGUGCCCACUGCUGGGAUGCGAAAAGGUGUGUCCAGGUGGUGGCAAAUUUGAUAUAAGGGCAGCUGCUGGAGCUGCUGCUGCAGCGCCAGAAGAGCGGGCAGGAGCCGGGUGCUGUGCAGAGCCGGGCUGAGACGGCAUCUCCCAGUGCAGGUGACAGCAGAGCAGAGUCUUGCAGUGCCAUCCCUGUCCUUUUGCACUGCUCAUGCCACCGCUUCCCCUGCUGCAGGAUGAUGAAGCCGCUGAAGCUUUUUGGAAUGGUCAUCUUCUGUGGGCUGCUCUCUCCCACCCAGGGGGUUCUAUCUGGCCUGUCCUGUGCCGUCAGUCCCAAGGCCACGCAGCAAGCGCUGUCCAAUGCCAUCAUUCAGAACGGGCUUCUCCAGAAGCACCUGCAGGGCCUGGUGCUGCCGAACAUCAUGAGUGACGGGGGUCUGCUGAACUCCCCCACCAUCAUCACGGGGCUGCACCUGGAGAGGUCCCGGAUGCCCACACUGUCAAUGGAGCUGCUGCCUGGGAUUGGGAUGCAGUUGGUCAUCACCGUGCGCCUGGAUCUCAGUGGUAACUGCUUGCUUGGCCUUCUCUCCGAGGUAAUUGUUAUCUCCGUGGAUGUGACCGUUACCACAAACAUCAAAUGCUCAAGUUUCGAGUCGGGUGCAGUCCAGGUCAUUGCUGAUGACUGCUUCUGCAUUCUUGGUGCUGUAAAGAUCAAGCUGCUCUCUGGUUUGCUGUCCCUGUCAGUGCAUGACAUUGUGCUCAGCCACCUGACAGCAACUUUGCCUGGUUUGCUGUGUCCAGUGAUGGAUAUUGUCUUCAACAUAGUGAACAUCCAGCUCCUGAGCACUCUGGAUGUGGUGAUCCCUGUCGGCUCGAAGGGGACGGUUCACUACCACCUGGCUGGCCCACCAUUCACCUUUGGUUCUUCCCUGAUUAUGGAUUUAGAUGGCACGGUGCAGCAGAUGGGAGGCAGCAUCAUCCCCCACGACUCGUAUGCCUCUUCCUUGCCCCCGCUGCUGGACAGGCUGCUGAUCAUCGGUGUGCGCCAGAGCUUCCUCAGCUCCCUGCUGGCCCUGCUGCUCCAGAUCCAGCCAUACACCUUCCCCUGCUCGUCAGAAGCUUUCUCUGGAGCCAACCAGCUGAGAGAUUCCAUCACAGCCCUUUAUCCCACUGGGUGCACCAGCUGCCCUUCGGCCAGUCCUCUGAGCAUCCGUGUGGAGUCUGUGGGGAACCCCAUCCUUCUCUUGGAACCCAACAAAGCCACCGUUGAGCUGUCGGUCCUGCUCCAGGUGUUCGUGAAGCACCCGGAUGGGUCCAUCAUCAACCUGCUGCUCCUGAAGGCAGACCUCAGUCUGAACGUCCGCCUGUCGAUUUCCAGGGGCAGCCUGAUGCUGGCCUUCUCCCUGGGCAGAGUUUCCCUCAUCUUGCAGUCAUCUGACAUUGGCAUCAGUGAUAUCUCCAACCUGAAGCCACACCUCAUUAAGCUGCUGGUGGAGACCUACAUGCCACUUCUCAAUGCUGCUGCAGCCGUUGGGAUACCCCUGCCUGAUGUGUUCAGAAUUCCUCUGAUAAGAGUGGACUUCCAGAUCUUGUUGGGACUGUUGUUGAUCCUCGUGUGAGCCAUGCACUAUGCAGGCAGCUCUGGAAAGAAAGAGGGAGGAGAUCCGGUCAGGAUGGAGCGUUGGAACCAACAUUAUCAUCUUUCCUUUCCUAAACGUACUGCAAGGUUCUUGGUAAUAUUUAAGGCACUUUAAAUUAAAUUGGCUUACAUGGUACUGAGAUGCUUGCAUAAGCCAACACCAGUUAGGCAGCUCUGUGUAGAAAUAUUUAUUUAGAGAAAUUAGGGCGAAUUAGAGGUCACGGUUGCAGAAGUGGCGUGUGAUGCUGCAGCUAAAGUGUUAAAUUCCUUGAGAAUUUGGUCUUUGGGAAAGUUGUUGUCCGUGUAAUGAAAAAGGGAAAUUUUGCAUGUGGCUCUCCAAUGCGGAUGUCUCCAUCCGUGCUGAGAAAAGUCCAAAGCGCUGAGCAGGAGCUCGGGAUGCAUUUGUCACUGAUUGCUUCAGCAAUAAACGUGCAUUCUUUUUUAGUGCUCAGAAGGAGGUUUGUGAUGUUCUUGGGGAUGCCCCCCUGUGCCUCCUGCUGGAGGAUCUGUUCCUCUGUGACAGUGCUAUGUUGGGGUUCGGUUUGAGACCUUGCAUCCCAAAUUUCUAACAACACUCUCGGAUGGCCAGUGGCUCCUGCUGUUGGGUUUCCCUUUGCUAAAACACACGUAGGAAUCAGAAUGAAACUGAAUUUCCAAACCAGCAGGCAUCAGCUCCUGUGUCACUCAGGGUGCCCUGGGGCUGGAUGAGCUCUGAGCACCCAUGGUCCCAACUCAGUGGUGUGGGUCUGGCAGUGCCAACCCGGUGCCAGGAGGGGCUCAGGGCAUGGUGACCCUGGCCCUUUGCUGCCAAGCUAAUGAAUGCUUUUCCUACUGCAGCCUAUUCCUCUCGGGAAGCUAGGUUAAGAUAUAUUAGUCAAGGAAUAAUGGUUGCAGCUCUACCAGCAAACUUUUAUUAGGAACAGUUCCUGCUAUUGCCAACCUCGGGCAUUAAAAUCAUUAGUCAGGUCCCCAGGAUGAGCAUAGAAACCUUCAGGUUUUUUCCCUCCCUGCAAUAAAUCACACUGGCUUGUUUUGUUUCCUUUCCUAUCCCCGACUCUCUGAAAUAUGAGGUUUUCAAGUGCUUUUCAGCUGCUCCAAAGGCUGGAAAUGAUGUGGACAGGGAAAGCAGAUGGAUGUGUAAUUAACACAGCUCCAUGGGCUGGGUGCUGAGC